AGUAUAUGUUUCACUAUCGUCGCAGAAGAACAGUAUUAGUUCGAUCGAGGAUUCGUCUAUACAAACGUGUUCUUUAGAUGCAGUUUAAUAAAGGCUAUAAGGAGCUACUUGGCGUACAACUUAAUUGCUUCACUAAGAUCCAGGAUCCUUCGGUGCCUAUCAAUUUGUAACGAUUUAUUGAAUUACGAAUUGAGAAAAGUUUUGGAAAAGAUAUAUCCAGAAAUACCAUUCAAAGACACUAAAUAAAUCCAAAUUGAAGAAAUGACAGCAAGUGAAUCAAUCAUGUGUAAUCGAUCAAUCUAAACGUGAGUCCAAGUGGUCAGCAAAAUUUAAAUGUGGAAUUAAAGGGUUAGAGAUCCAACAUGUUCCGCUGCGUGAAAGCAUACUCAUGGCGAUUAAAUUGGCAGGGCACCUUCGAAAUCUUCGGUACUUCUCUCGUACCCCCAUAACCAUAAUCCAGUAGAUGAUUAACGCCUUUUUUCAUCCUCGAACUACGUGACCCUGACUACCGAUCGUAUUUCUUCGAGUGAGGUCGUGAUUCAUUCAUAAUUAAACGAUUAACCGACGCGAGGCUAUCACCGCAACUAUCCCGACCUAUCGGCACUCGAUGUUCAUUUUCACGUGAUCAACUAUCAGAUCGAGAAAGCUUAAAGUGCAUUCUGGUGGCGGGUGGACGAAUAUUUCGAAGGAGCCUUCGCAAAAGUAUCGGGUCUCAUUCUAAGAUGGUUUACUUGAGGUUUACAAAAUACUCCUCUCGACAGUGGCGCGUGCAAAUUAAGUAAUCAUUCGAAUAAUCGCCUCGUCAUUAUUCCCGAUAAAGGAAGCAAAAAAUGUUAUCCGAUAUGGCGAAACUCCAAACCCUAUCCGCCAAAAGUCUUCCGAUCUGGCCUUGUGUAUUUUGAAAGGGACUCGAAGAGGCCGACAUGGAUGAUAACAAGCUGCAAGUAGACGAUGACAGCCAGGUAUACUUAACACCGUUCGAAAAAUCGGUUUUGCAUCCCGCGCAUGUGAGAAUAUUUCUCAUACAUAACCACAGCCGAAGGCCCAGUAGCUGGGGCGCCUUUCUUCAUCCCGACGACAAUAGCCCGGUCGAGUAUCAGUUCAACGACGAAAAAUCAAGCGGUUCAGGAAAUACCUCUCGCGCGUCUUCGGCGAAAUCAACAUCGACCAAAUCAAAAUCGUUGGACUAUAAUUGUUCCAUCUCGAAUAGGGAAAUCAUUUACGAGCUCGAUAAAAACGGUCUGCCAUGCGGAGAGACGCCGGCAAGUGUCAAGAGAAAAUUAUCGAGAGCCAGCGUGGUUCAUCCGUCUGGAACGACUCUGAUUGCGCAGGAUGCUUUCGGUCCUAAACUCACGGCACCUGCUACUCCGGAAAUCAACCCCUCGUUACCGGAUACACCAGUUUCGCCGGAUUUCGCCGAGACCAUCGGGAAUUCAUUGCCGACGAAAGAAACGGACGCGGGAAUCGAUUCCGAAACACUUUAUUUUCGCGACGGUCAUCGAAGAAUCGAUAUGGUAUUGGUCUACCAGGAAGAAAAUGAAGGAGUCAUGACCGAAAUAGAAGCUCGUCGUCGAGAACACAGGCGAGUAUUUCAACAGAAUCUUUUGAAGGAAGGUUUGCAACUGGAGCUGGAGCCAAAGGAGAAUUCAUUCGAUGGGAAAACAUAUUUUCUAAAAUUGCAUAUACCUUGGAAAAUAAAGGUGCAAUAUGCGGAAGUAAUGAGCUUGAAACUACCCACAAAAAGAUUUAAAACCAUUCCUGUGAAGACUUGGGAUACAGACGGUGCCAAAGAAACAUCGAAAUUUAUGGAGAGAUGGAGGCGAUGGGUUCAGUGGGCACGUAAAAUACAUACUUGGGACACCACAAAGUAUCCCGAAGAACCGAACUUUUACGAUUAUAUAGAUUCCGGCGAUCUCGAGGAAAGGUUUAUCGUAAAGGAGAGAGACAAUGCUUAUACACCUGCUCAAAGAUCAUUGAUAGUUAUGCAAAUAUUGUUGCGAACGAGAUAUGACGAGAACCACGAGAAAUCUGGUAUUCGUAGGCUUCUAGCGGAUGGAACGUAUCUCGAUUGCUUCUCAUUGCACGAGGGCCCUUACAAUAAACCUACGUGCAAUGGAGAAAUUCUCGAUAGAUAUCUGUUGUAUUUAAUAUGGGCAAGACCCUCGCAAUGGUAUAAGAAACAGCCGUUAUGGUUGAUAAGGCGAUAUUUCGGCGAGAAAGUUGCUCUUUACUUCGCGUGGUUAGGAUUUUACACGAAAUGCUUAUAUCCGCCGGCAGUGGUGGGACUUUUGUGUUUCUUUUAUGGCCUUGGGAGCAUGGAGGGCGAAGACAAUGUACCCAGCAAAGAAAUUUGCGACUCUAAUUUAGCUGGAAAUAUCACUCUAUGUCCUCUUUGUGAUAAAGCGUGUACCUAUCAGAAGCUUGGCGAUUCCUGUAUAUUUUCGAAGCUGACUUAUUUAUUCGAUAAUCCUGCCACUGUCUUCUUCGCCAUUUUUAUGUCCUUUUGGGCUACUACGUUUCUCGAGCUUUGGAAACGACGACAAGCUGUGAUUGUUUGGGAAUGGGAUCUUCAGAAUGCGGAUUACGACGAAGAGCCCAGACCCGAAUUUGAGGCGUCCGUUAAAACGUUCCGAAUAAAUCCCGUGACGAAGGAAAGAGAACCAUAUUUACCUGCUUGGUCUAAAGCCGUACGAUUUUUGGCCACAGGCUCGAUAGUAUUCUUCAUGAUAUGCGUAGUUCUUGGAGCGGUCUUAGGGACAAUCGUAUACCGCAUCUCGCUGGUCGCCGUCUUUUACGGCGGGGGUGGCUCUUUCCUAAAGAGACACGCAAAAAUAUUCACCUCCAUGACUGCCGCGCUUAUUAAUCUGGUUAUAAUAAUGAUACUCACGCGAAUAUAUCAUCGAUUGGCACGGUGGAUGGUCAAUAUGGAGAAUCCGAGAACGCAGACGGAAUACGAGGCCAGCUAUACGUUCAAAAUCUUUCUAUUCGAAUUCGUCAAUUUUUAUUCCUCUCUGAUUUACAUCGCUUUUUUCAAAGGAAGAUUUUUCGUUCAUCCUGGCGACGCGGACGCGAGAGCCUCGGAAUUUUAUCGCAUCAAGACAGACGUAUGCGAUCCCGCUGGUUGCCUCUCGGAGGUCUGUAUCCAACUUGCGAUUAUAAUGGUCGGCAAGCAAUGCUUCAAUAAUUUUGUCGAGAUCCUGUCACCGAAAUUAUGGAACUGGUGGCGCAAAAGGACACAAGUGGCGGCGACGAAGAAUCACGACAGAAGAUACACUUGUUGGGAGAAGGAUUAUCAGCUUCAAGAUCCGGGGAGAUUAGCCUUGUUCGAGGAAUAUUUAGAAAUGAUUUUGCAAUAUGGAUUUGUAACGUUAUUCGUGGCAGCAUUUCCGUUGGCACCACUAUUCGCUUUAUUAAAUAAUAUCGCCGAGAUAAGACUGGAUGCAUACAAAAUGGUAAAGGAGGCUCGACGACCGUUGGCCGAACGAGUAGAGGAUAUCGGCGCCUGGUUCGGCAUUCUCAGAGGUGUUACUUAUGUAGCAGUCGUAUCGAAUGCCUUUGUAAUCGCGUAUACCUCCGAUUUUAUUCCACGAAGUGUAUACGCGUUCGUUUACUCGCCUACUGAAGAUCUAGUGGGUUACAUAGAUAGUUCUCUAUCUGAAUUCAAUACUUCCGAUUAUCGCGAGGAUAUGAAAAGCGACGUGGAGGACGAACAUCCGGAGACAUGUCAAUACAGAGGUUACAGAAACGGUCCGGAAGAUCCCAACGAACCUUACGGUCUCAGUCCGCAAUAUUGGCACGUCUUCGCCGCACGCUUGGCCUUCGUCGUUGUCUUCGAGCACGUUGUUUUCGCACUCACUGGUAUUAUGAGCUACGUUAUUCCGGCUGUACCGCAUUCUUUGUCGACUCAGUUACGACGCGAACGGUUGAUCGCGCAAGAAGAAAAAUACGAGAAAGAGAUCAAGGGAAAGGAGGACGAGGAUGAUUUGAUUUCGGUUUUGAGAGAAGCCGGUAGCAUCGGUAGAGGAAGCUGGGCCAGACGAUUCAGCAAACUGAGCGACGUUUUAGAUGUUCACGGUGAUGUUAGGCAUAGCAAGCGCAGCGAUAGCUCUACGGUAUGGGAAGUCCCUUAGUAAUAAUCAGAAAAAGAGGAAAGGAGCGUUGACAGUAUAUAAUAUCCAUUUUCAUAAUGCUCGACUAUGUGUGAAAAUAAUAAGGAAAAAGAUAAAGCCAAAUGUGCUAUAUUCCUCUCAUUCCCAAAUAGUUUAUAAUUCAAAUUCCAUAUAAUAAACUGACAUGUUUCCGACGUUCUAUUCUUUAGUUAUUACGGCGGGCAUUUCUUCACACGUAAGAAUAAGAUUAUCAGAAAAUAUUUUACACAAUAUAUUUUUUUAUUUUAGAAAAAAUUAUCGUAUACUAUUUUAGAAAUCGUUACAAUUGUUAUUACAUAGAGAAUAUAUUUAUAAUGUUAUAUGAAUAAAUAUGUAUGCAUGUAAUAUAUAUGUAUAUAUAUUGAAAAAAUGGAGGAAUACGAAAAUGGAGCACGCUGCAAAAAGCAGGCCGCCAAAAGAAACGUGUUCUCCGAAAAUUAUUAAAAAAAUGUGAAGAAAAAUUGAUUAAUUGAUCGCUUCUCGUGCCGAAUUGCAAUAAUAGUGAUCAUAUUCUGUAAAUUUUUAUCACCGAUUCUAUAAAUUUUUAUAUCAAUCGAAUAAAAAGUGAAAAAUUCUUAUAUUUAAGGCGCAAUUUUUAUGACAAAUAAGUAAAUUCGUAUGUCAGUUAUUAAGACGGAGAUGGUUUAUAAACGAACGGAGUAAGUCUAUGAAAUAUCAAAAUGAAACUUGCCAUCGAGAUUAGAGAUUCUAUAUUUAUAGACAGUUCAUCUGGCUUUUCUACAAAAAGAUGCCGGGUAUUGCAUUAAUUUUAAGAUUUCGUGUGAGAGAUAAAUUUGCUUGAUGACACGAUCUCACUAUGUUUAAGCAUGCAUAGAUGGUACAAUUCAUUAAUAUUAAUAGCGUUGCAUACUUUAAAUUUAAUGAUGUAAAUAUCUAAUGAUAAUAGAAGAUCAAUAAGAGAUUCGCUGUUACUGAGUUGGCGUAUUAAUUAUCUGCGCAAGAAGGAUGAAUGAUAUGAUAUUACGAAUAUAUCGACGAAUAUCCACAUUA
Molecule: messenger RNA, 5159 nt
Organism: Camponotus floridanus (Florida carpenter ant)
Lineage: Eukaryota; Metazoa; Arthropoda; Insecta; Hymenoptera; Formicidae
Product: anoctamin-4
Exons: 14
Coding region: 924-4130 (1068 amino acids)
Biological process (GO): chloride transmembrane transport
Cellular component (GO): plasma membrane
Molecular function (GO): chloride channel activity; protein dimerization activity
Source: RefSeq, a predicted model, not a curated record